UAAUAUUCGAAGCUACCACGCUUCACCAUUUAUCUCCUCUUACAAAAAAAAAACUAAUCUCAAGUUUGAUCAAGAAAAUCAAGAAAGAUGCCUAAAGACAGGAAGAUCGGAAUCGCGAUGGACUUCUCGGAGAGCAGCAAGAAUGCACUGAAAUGGGCGUUUGAGAACUUAGCUGAUAAAGGAGACACACUUUACAUCAUCCACACGUUACCAACCUCCGAAGUUGAUUCUCAUAACUCUGCCUGGCUCGAAUCCGGUUCUCCUCUUAUACCGUUGAUGGAGUUUAGGGAACCGGAGAUCAUGGAGAAAUAUGGUGUCAAGAUUGAUAUCCCAGUUCUUGACAUGCUUGACACUGGUUCAAGGCAGAAAGAGGUGCAUGUAGUGACGAAAUUAUAUUGGGGAGAUGCAAGAGAGGCGCUGGUCGAUGCUGUUGAAGAUCUCAAACUUGAUUCUAUUGUCAUGGGAAGCAGAGGACUCAGUGCCCUUCGAAGGAUAAUAAUGGGAAGCGUGAGCAGCUUCGUGAUUCAGCACGCUCCUUGCCCUGUCACCGUUGUCAAGGAUAACGACUCUCACUAAAUAAUAAUGUCUAUCUCAUUAUGUUUUUACCAAAACAAUCAUCGCUGCGUAUGCUUUUAAUUAAAGAAUAAAAGACCCUUUUCUUGCUCGUAUUUGUAUUUGAAUUCGUAUUCGUAUCAAUAUAUUAUUACACAGUUGUUCACACCCUAAAAA
This is a messenger RNA of Brassica oleracea var. oleracea, 729 nucleotides long. Its product is annotated as universal stress protein A-like protein. The transcript has 4 exons. Bases 88 to 576 code for a protein of 162 amino acids. NCBI's taxonomy places the organism in Eukaryota, Viridiplantae, Streptophyta, Magnoliopsida, Brassicales, Brassicaceae. The record is from RefSeq and is a predicted model, not a curated record.